Molecule: messenger RNA, 4959 nt
Organism: Ochotona curzoniae (black-lipped pika)
Lineage: Eukaryota; Metazoa; Chordata; Mammalia; Lagomorpha; Ochotonidae
Gene: PLD1
Product: phospholipase D1
Exons: 27
Coding region: 793-4017 (1074 amino acids)
Biological process (GO): cell motility; intracellular signal transduction; regulation of microvillus assembly
Molecular function (GO): D-type glycerophospholipase activity; phosphatidylinositol binding
Source: RefSeq, a predicted model, not a curated record
AACCUGCCAUGUGACCCACCUAUCCCGCUCCUAGGAAUAAACCCAAUAGAAUUGAAAAGGGCAUAUGAAAAGGGAAUCUAUAAUGUUAUAUUUGCAGCAGCACAAUCCACAAUAGCAAAGACAUGGAGUUAGGAUAGCUUUUAUAGGAUGUAGCUGUAUGGUAAAUUGAGGAGCAUCUGACAUGUGAUCAAUUAAUUGCCAUAGCAUUUCAAGUAGCCUGUCUAGACAGGUUGGUAGAACAAAUAUCACAAGGUAUAGUUAAUUCUCUAAUGGAUUUGCUGCUGGCAAUCGCUAUAUCACUCAACAUGAGUGAUCUUUUCAAACCUGAGUGGCCAGAAGACCUUUAAGGGACAUGGGUCUGUGCUGCCCCUUGAAACACAGGGGAGGAUGAAAAGGUGGGGUACACCUGUUUGGUGUAAGCAGUGAUCUUGUGAGGGAACAAUGUGAGGAAGAUAGGAUGUGAAUGCCAGCUAGUGGCAAAAAGCAAAAGGCACUGCUAGGCAACUAGACACCUUUUGUGGUUAAAUUAGCCGGGCAAGGAAGGAGCUGUUUCUGGCUGAUCAGCAAAUACGGUAAAUUACUGGGGGGAAGGCUGCUGCCACAUCUUGCCCCUGUCCCUUGAUAAUGCAGGUGAUCUGGCACUAACCUGUACUUUGUGUUUUAUGUACAGUGGAGAGGCGGGAAAGAACAGGAGGGCCUGGUAACCAAGCUGGAGCUUACAUCAUUCCCACAAGGACACUCUUGUUUGUCAGUACUUAAAGCCCCUCUGCUUUUACUCUGUUUGCUGAUAACAUGUCACUGAAAAAUCAGCCCCGAGUGAACACCUCUGCGCUGCAGAAAAUCGCUGCCGACAUGAGCAAUCUGAUAGAAAACCUCGACUCGCGGGAGCUCCACUUCGAGGGAGAGGAGGUGGAAUGCGACCUGUCUCCCAGCGAUCCAAAGGCACAGGAAGGGAUGAUCCCUUUCUCUGCGAUUUAUAACACUCAAGGAUUUAAGGAGCCUAACAUCCAGACGUAUCUCUCUGGCUGUGCCGUCAAAGCGCAAGUCCUGGAAGUGGAGCGCUUCACCUCUACCUCAAAGGUGCCAAGUAUCAAUCUCUACACCAUCGAAUUGACACAUGGGGAAUUUAAAUGGCAGGUUAAGAGGAAGUACAAGCACUUCCAAGAGUUUCACAGAGAGUUGGUCAAGUACAAAGCCUUCAUCCGAAUUCCCAUCCCCACCAAAAGGCACACAUUUAGAAGACAGAACGUUAAAGGAGAGGAGCCUCGGAAUAUGCCCAGUUUGCCCCGGACAUCUGAAGACAUGAGAGAAGAGCAGUACUUCGGUAGGAGGAAACAACUGGAAGAUUACUUGGCAAAGAUACUGAAAAUGCCCAUGUAUAAGAAUUAUCAUGCAACAACAGAAUUUCUUGAUAUAAGCCAGCUGUCGUUCAUCCAUGACUUGGGACCAAAGGGCAUAGAAGGUAUGAUAAUGAAAAGAUCUGGAGGACACAGAAUCCCAGGUUUGAACUGCUGUGGUCAUGGAAGGGCCUGCUACCGUUGGUCCAAAAGGUGGUUAAUCGUGAAAGAUUCCUUCUUAAUGUAUAUGAAACCCGACAGUGGGGCGAUUGCGUUUGUGCUGCUGGUUGAUAAAGAAUUCAGAAUUAAGGUGGGCAGAAAAGAGACCGAAACAAAAUAUGGACUCCGGAUUGAUAAUCUUUCAAGGACCCUUAUUUUGAAAUGCAACAGCUACAGACAUGCUCGGUGGUGGGGAGGGGCAAUAGAAGAGUUCAUCCAGAAACAUGGCACCAACUAUCUCAAAGAUCAUCGAUUUGGUUCUUAUGCUGCUAUCCAAGAUAACACAUUAACUAAAUGGUAUGUUAAUGCCAAAGGAUAUUUCGAAGAUGUGGCAAAUGCAAUGGAAGAGGCAAAGGAAGAGAUUUUUAUCACGGAUUGGUGGUUGAGUCCAGAAAUCUUCCUGAAACGCCCCGUAGUGGAAGGAAAUCGGUGGAGGCUGGACUGUGUUCUGAAACGAAAAGCACAACAAGGAGUGAGGAUCUUCAUUAUGCUCUACAAAGAAGUCGAACUUGCUCUUGGAAUCAAUAGUGAAUACAGCAAGAGGACAUUAAUGCAUCUACACCCCAAUAUCAAGGUGAUGCGGCAUCCAGAUCACGUGUCAUCCAGUGUCUAUCUGUGGGCUCAUCAUGAGAAACUCGUCAUCAUCGACCAGUCGGUGGCCUUCGUGGGUGGGAUUGACCUGGCCUACGGAAGGUGGGAUGACAAUGAACAUAGACUCACAGACGUGGGCAGCGUGAAACGUGUUAUUUCAGGACCGUCUCUGGGGUCCCUCACGGCUGCCACCAUAGGAUCUAUGGAGUCCUUAACCCUCAAAGAUAAAAAUCAACCCAACAAGGAUAUGCCACCCAGGAAGAGCUUGGAUGAUGUGGAUUCAAAACUGAAAGGGGUCGGCAAGCCAAGAAGGUUCUCCAAGUUUAGCCUCUAUAGGCAGCUACACAAACAUCCGCUACACAACUCCGACAGCCUCAGCAGUAUUGAGAGUGCCUCCAGUUAUUUUAAUCACUAUAGAAGCCAUCAGAAUUUAAUCCAUGGUCUAAAACCCCACUUGAAACUCUUUGGCCUGCCCAGUGAGUCUGAGCUGGGACUCACUAGAGCUGAUGCUGACACUGGCUCCAUCCGCAGUUUACAGACUGGUGUGGGCGAGCUGCACGGGGAAACGAGGUUCUGGCAUGGGAAAGACUACUGCAACUUUGUCUUCAAAGACUGGGUCCAACUCGAUAAACCUUUCGCUGACUUCAUUGACAGGUACUCCACUCCCCGGAUGCCCUGGCACGACAUUGCCUCUGCGGUCCAUGGGAGGGCAGCUCGCGACGUCGCACGGCACUUCAUCCAGCGCUGGAACUUCACAAAGAUUAUGAAACCAAAAUAUCGGUCCCUUUCCUAUCCUUUCCUGCUGCCCAAGUCUCAGACGACAGCCCAUGAGUUGAAAUACCAAGUUCCUGGGGCUGUAAAAGCGAAGGUACAGUUGCUCCGGUCUGCUGCUGACUGGUCUGCUGGAAUCAAGUACCAUGAAGAGUCCAUCCACGCCGCUUAUGUCAAUGUGAUAGAGAACAGCAAGCACUAUAUCUAUAUUGAGAACCAGUUUUUCAUAAGCUGUGCUGAUGACAAAGUUGUGUUCAACAAGGUGGGCGAUGCCAUUGCCCAGCGGAUCCUGAAAGCACACAGGGAGAACCAGAGAUACCGGGUGUAUGUCGUGAUCCCGCUCCUGCCAGGAUUUGAAGGAGACAUCUCCACUGGUGGAGGAAACGCUCUGCAGGCGAUAAUGCACUUCAACUACAGAACCAUGUGCAGAGGAGAAAAUUCAAUCCUUGGACAAUUAAAAGCAGAACUUGGUAACCAGUGGAUAAACUACAUAUCAUUCUGCGGCCUCAGAACACAUGCUGAGCUGGAAGGAAACCUGGUCACUGAACUGAUCUAUGUCCACAGCAAGUUGCUAAUUGCUGAUGACAACACUGUUAUUAUUGGCUCAGCCAACAUAAAUGACCGAAGCAUGCUGGGUAAGCGGGACAGUGAAAUGGCUAUCAUUGUCCAGGACACCGAGACGAUGCCUUCUGUCAUGGAUGGGGAAGACUACCAGGCCGGCUGCUUUGCACUUGGCCUUCGGCUACAGUGCUUCAGGCUUGUACUGGGCUAUCUCUCUGAUCCCUCAGAGGACAUCCAGGAUCCAGUGAGUGACAGAUUCUUCAAGGAAGUGUGGGUCUCAACAGCAGCACGGAAUGCUACAAUUUAUGAUAAGGUGUUCCGGUGCCUCCCCAAUGACGAAGUACACAACUUAAUUCAGCUGAGAGACUUCAUAACCAAGCCUAUAUUAGCAAAAGAAGACCCCAUUAGAGCUGAAGAAGAACUGAAAAAGAUCCGUGGCUUCCUGGUGCAAUUCCCCUUUUAUUUCCUGUCUGAAGAAAGUUUGUUGCCUUCUGUUGGAACCAAAGAAGCCAUUGUGCCUAUGGAGGUUUGGACUUAAAAAUAGUACCCGUUUGCAGCUUAACAGCUUCACCCUGAAAAUCACACUGUGGACAGUACCUUCAUGUGGACCUCACAGCCGAAGCUAUGCCCGAUACACUCCUGUACGCCACCCAUGGACCCACUGGAACGGCUGGGAAAGGUUACCGUCGUACUGAGGGGAGGACAGUGAAUGUCAGCGUGGCUUCAUCAUUCCUCUUACCUGUGAAAAGGGCUGCGUUCUUGUUGGUGACAUGUACCCAGCACCUCAAAACACACUACCAAAUUGCAGGGCAUAGACCAAAACUCAUAUCUCCUGUUCUAACAAGAAUUUAUCUGUAACUGUGACCCAAGUCACCAAAAGUUGUCUCAAUCUCCUGUUCUCUUUCAUUUCUGCAACCACUCUCUGCUGGAUGUGCCUUCAUUUCCUUCUACAUAUAGCUAUUGUUGGAAUACUGUCUGUCUGUAGAAGUCAUUCGGUUGCUGCAAGUUGCUUGGAGGUUACAUGGGAUGCUCCUGCUCGUCUGGUCCUAAAGUGGUAGCAUGCUCCCUUCCAAGGUCCUGGUCCCCUUCUCUUCACAGUUCAUUGUGAGAUUAGCUUGUGUUAGGUGCUUCUGACAACACUAGCCCUAAAUCUUCAUGCACAGAACAACAAGAAGGAGUCAAAUCCCAAUGUUAAAACAAUGAUUUCACUUUGUUCCCAAAGACACUGACAGGAUGUGGUCUUGUGAUAGGGACCACCUGAUAACAUUUGAAAACGUGUAGGAUAUUUGAUUACACAGAAAGCAGAUAAAACUCACAGGGUUUAAACCUUCAGCAACCCCCAGCGUGUCGAUGGGACCUGAUCCAGAUAACCAAAAACUCCACGUGGUCCUUGAGAUUUCCUCUCAGCCUUAGCCACUGAAUUGAUUGAAAUUUGUGUUUCUUGAUUUCACAAUCAACCUAGUGAAUACAGUUUGUGUUU